AUGAAGUUUUCGUCAAUAAAAUACAGCUUGUUGCUGUUAUUUUUAUUUAUUGUUGGUAUCAAAACUGUGGAUGCGGACAGAGGGGCACCUUAUACAAAUUAUGGCUUAGCAGGAAGAAUAGCUUCAUCAUGUUCUGGAGCUGUCUCGGCCACUGCUACAUUUUGUGAUCCAACUUCGCCGUAUGCUUAUACUUGCUACUGCAUUGAUCCAAAUGCAUUGGCUAUGGUUGCUGGAUGUUAUCAUAUUCUUGACAAGAUGUCACCAGAGUUUGUUAGCAAGUUAAGUGAAAACUGUGAAAUAUCUGGACUCUCCAUUACAUUUGACCAAUUUGAAGCAGCAUAUGAUAAUUAUACUUCUCUUGCUAAAGAUUCGGAGGAUAUCAAGGAUUUUAAUGCAACCAUUCCCAUUGACAUUCCUGUCAAGUUAAAUUCCACAGUAGUAAAGUUAUACGUUGAAGCCUAUGAUCAAUUUUUGGGAAAUUAUGACAAUUCAUUAUAUUAUGGAUCUGGUGUUCUAGGAUACUGGGCUCUUAUAUCUGUGGUUGCAAUUAUUGUGAACUGGACAAAACUAUUAUUCCCAGGAUUGGUGAGAAAGUUUACCGGUCCAGUAUCAAACACAUGGAGAAAACAUGUUACGUUACCUGCAGCAGCUAGCAAAAAUAAAACCAACGAGAAACCCUUCUUGAAGGUCUUCGACUUCUUGGUGCCUUCAAGACUUGAGACUUUAAUUCUCAUAGGUUUUGUUGCAGUCACUAUUGCAUGCUGCAGUGCUAAUAUCAGAUACGUUGAGAAUGACCCAUUAUUUGCAACUAGACGUCUUGCUAUAGUCCGUUAUGUUGCUGAUAGAACUGGGAUUGUGGUAUCAGUUAAUAUGCCAUUAUUGAUUUUAUUUGCUGGUCGUAAUAACUUCUUACAAUGGUUGACUAGAUGGGAUUUCGCAACCUUCAUUGCAUUCCAUAGAUGGGUAGCAAGAAUUAUUUUUAUUUUGGUAGUUAUUCAUGCUUUUUGCUUUACCACUUCUUUCUGUAUAAGAGGCAGUUAUGCUGUACAUAUGAUAAGGACGUAUCUUAUAUGGGGAACUUUGGCUACAGUUGCGGGUGGUGUCAUCAUGGUACAAGGCAUGUUGUUCUUAAGAAGAAAAUGGUAUGAAAUGUUCUUGAUAAUUCAUAUCAUUAUGGCUGCAUUAUUCAUUGGAGGUGCAUGGAUUCAUGUUGACGAAUUAGGGUAUGUCUGGUUUUACUAUGCUACUGUAGCAGUAUGGGUAUUUGAUAGGGUUGUUAGAAUUGGAAGAUUAGUAGUGUUUGGCUGUCCUAAAUCUGAAGUGAUACUAUUAGCUGAUGAGACGUUAAAGGUUGUAGUUCCAAAACCAUCAUAUUGGAAAUCGGUACCGGGAGGACAUGCUUUCAUUCAUUUUAUGAGACCUUCAUGUUUCUGGCAAUCGCAUCCGUUCACGUUCACAAGUUCCGAAGAAGAAGACAAAAUUGUAUUGUAUUGUAAGGUCAAAGGAGGUGUGACGCAUGGGUUAUAUCAAUAUCUUGCUAAUCAUCCUGGCCGUACUACUCAGAUUCGUGUUGCAUUAGAGGGACCAUAUGGAGAGCCAACAGCAGCUAAAAGAUACGACUCUGCAGUAUUUGUUGCAGGUGGUAAUGGUAUACCAGGUAUCUACUCCGAAAUUCAUGAUUUAGCGGUCAGAUCGAAGUCCAACAUCAAACAAUCAUUGAAAUUAGUCUGGGUUGUCAGAGAGUACAGAUCAUUGUACUGGUUUUAUGAGGAAAUACUUGCAUUGAAGAACACCAAAAUCAACACUACCAUUUACGUCACGAAGCCUGAAUCUCACGCUUACGUGGAGGAGUUCAACCAUCGUAUCCCACUUAUCACAAAUGAAUCUGAUUCUGAUGCCGAUAUAGCGGUUGAAAAGAAACACGAAAAGAUCGAGGAUAGUUAUUCUUUGAAAGAAAAGGAUAUCAGUGGAGAUAGUACUGAUGAAGAUCCGGUCGAUAAGAACAGAAUUAUUGAGAUCGUGAAGUCUGAAUUGUCGCAUGUCACCUUCAAGGAAGGUAGGCCAUCAAUGGAAGAGAUGGUUCUUCAAGAAAUAGACGAAUCGAAUGGAUCAGUUGCAUUCGUUACCUGUGGACACCCAUUAAUGGUUGAUGAUUUGCGUCAUUCUGUGGUUAAGAACUUGGAUAACACGGAGGGCAAACGUGUUGAAUUCUUCGAACAAUUACAAGUUUGGGCCUAA
Molecule: messenger RNA, 2238 nt
Organism: Debaryomyces hansenii CBS767
Lineage: Eukaryota; Fungi; Ascomycota; Pichiomycetes; Serinales; Debaryomycetaceae
Product: ferric reductase family protein
Exons: 1
Coding region: 1-2238 (745 amino acids)
Biological process (GO): intracellular iron ion homeostasis; iron ion transport; copper ion import
Cellular component (GO): plasma membrane
Molecular function (GO): ferric-chelate reductase activity
Source: RefSeq, a predicted model, not a curated record